AUGAUUAUUUAGUAUUGGGCCACGGCCCAUUAUUCAAUUAUUUUCGGCCCAUCGUCUCGGAUGGGUCCGGUGGGUGAUGCACUAAACGUGUCAAGCGUACAAUAUGGUAUGUCACACUCUUACAAUGCCGGCACAGCCUGCCUGGAAUCAAGAAAAAAAAGAAGAAGAAAAGACAAGGUCUGUGUGGCUGCUGCUGUCAUCGGAAAGAAAGAAGAAAGAUCCACCGGGAAUAUGGACGAGGACGAGCAGACCCAAGAAUCAACCACUAAUAAUAAGAAAAAACCUGCUACUCCUGGGAGGUCGAUAGAUAUCUAUGCUGCACAGUGUGAAAAGUGCUUCAAGUGGAGGAAGAUUGAUACCCAAGAAGACUAUGAGGAGAUCAGAAGUAGAGUACAAGAGGACCCCUUCGCCUGCGAGAAGAAUGAAGGUAUGUCCUGUAGAGAUGCUGGAGACCUAGACUAUGAUUCCACCAGAACAUGGGUCAUCGACAAGCCUGGCUUGCCAAGGACACCAAGAGGCUUCAAGAGGACCUUAGUUCUCAGGAAGGACUACUCAAAAAUGGAUGCCUACUACAUAUCUCCUACUGGCAAGAAGAUGAGGACUCGCAAUGAAAUUGCAGCCUUCAUCCAUGCCAAUCAGGAUUACAAGGAUGCACUGCUUGGAGAUUUCAAUUUCACUGUCCCAAAGGUGAUGGAAGACACUGUCCCUUGUGGUAUAUCUCGGAAAUGAUCAGGGUAUCUCUAGGCUCUAGCUGGUUUAGUCUUUUAGGAGGUUGGACUUCUGAAUGUGGAAUGCUUAUGAACCCAUCUUUCUUUCUAG
Arabidopsis arenosa is the source of this 819-nucleotide messenger RNA. Lineage: Eukaryota; Viridiplantae; Streptophyta; Magnoliopsida; Brassicales; Brassicaceae. The record is from the annotation of a GenBank genome assembly.